GAGCUAGACGGACCCAAACAAACAAUCGGCCCGCAGCACGCUACCACGACUGAUCAAUGACCCAAUAACCCAAGGUCAACUCCGUAGGGAUACCCUGGCUGUGCCUGGUGCCUGCCCGCCGCCGCCGUCCUGCCCACCCGCCCACCUGCACGCACCCAGAUGCCACCUGCCGCUGCCGGCCGCCACUGCUGCCGGCGGCCACGUCCGCGGCGCUGACCACCGCCCGCCUCGCCAUGCCCCGCAUCCUCCUCGCCCAGUUCUCCCGCCGCCGGCUCCACGCUCACCUCUCGCGUCCCCUCGCCAUUCUCUCGAACGCCUUCUCGGCGUCCGCCGCCUCGUCUCGGCCGCGCCCGCCGCCGCUCCCGCCACUCUCUCCGCUGCUCCCAGCGCGCCCCGAGGACGCGCGCCUCGUAGCCGCGUCCUCGUCCGCCAUCGCCGCCGCCUUCCACGACUGGUUCCACGAGUCCCGCAACUCCGCUUCUGCGCCGACACCGCCCAAGGCGCUCGACGCGAUCUACGAGGCGCUCGCGUCCGAUGAGACGGCCCCGCUAGAGGCGCUCCCGCUCUCGGAGACGCUCGUCCUCGCCGUGCUCCGCCACCAUCCGAGGGGGUUCCACAACGACGCCGCCCUGCUGCUGCUCCGCCUCAAGUUCUUCGACUGGUCGGGCCGUCACCGGCGCUACCACCACACGCGGGCCGUCUACCACACCGUCUUCCGCCUCCUUAGAUGCGCGCGCCGCAAUGCCGUCCUUCUCGAUUGGCUCCACCGCUUCUUCGACACCUCCGCGAGAGGCGGCCACCUGCGUUUCCACGACACGCUCAUCAUCGGCUAUGCCAUCGCGGGCGACCCGCAGCGCGGGCUCAACAUCUUCGGCCGCAUGCGCUUCCACGGCCUCGACCCCGACCCCGUCUCUUCACGUAUCCUCCUCAACUCCCUGGUCGAUGCGUCGAUGCACGAUCUUGCCGAGUCCUUCGCCCACAACCUUGCCCCCAGCCCCGUCGCUACAAGCAUAUGCAUCAAGAGCCUCUGUCGUCGCGCCCGCCUCGACGAUGCCGUUGCUCUCCUCGACACCAUGCCGUUUGCUGAUGCAUCCCGUGGCCCGGCGGCUGGCUGCAUCCUCACCGAGUUCUGCCGCCGUGGACGUUUUGCGGAGGCAAGCGAGCUCGUUAGUAAGUUUCCAUCCAGUGAUGUGUAUGGUGCGUGGAUCAAUGGACUCUUUGGUGCUGGCGAGCUUGAUGCUACGAUGAAGUUCCUCUCUGAUAAGAAGGAAAGUGAAGGCUACAUCCUUGAUGGGCGGCGGUGUGACAGCCUUAUUUAUCGCUUGCUUGUCAGGAACAGACUUGGCGAAGUGUAUGACUUGCUUGUUCAAAUGAUGGAGGAGGGCAUUGCUCCUGGCAUACGCACCAUGAAUGCUGCGCUUUGCUUCUUUUGCAAGGCUGGUCUUGUUGAAGUAGCCAUGGAUUUGUAUAGGUCGAGAGUGGAGCUCGGGAUCAACCCAAACAAAGAUGUCUACCAUAAUCUGAUCAAGGCACUGUGCCAUGGUGGGGAGACAGAGGAAGCAUGCCUGGUAUUUGAGGAAACUAUGGAAGGAGGGUACUUCCCGGGGCGUCGGACAUUUACCAUGCUUUCAAACGUGCUGUGUCAGGAGGGGAAGCUGGACAGGGUGCGGGAGCUGCUAAAUAGGGCAGUCAAGCAGGAAGCCUGGGCAGUUGACUCUGUUUUGGCCAAGUACCUCGCGGCACUAUGCAAGAGUGGGAACAUGGAGGCGGCAUGCGAACUGCCUCAUGUAGCAAGCAGCAAGAGCCAUGUGGGCUUAUAUCGCUAUGAGUCAACAUACAAGAACCUGAUUCGAGCAUUGGUAUUGACUAAGAGGGUGGACGCGCUGCCAAGGCUUAUACUGCAAAUGCAAGAAAUGGGGCACAUCCCAAGCCGGAGCCUCUAUGUGUCAGUUGUCUGUUCUUUGUGUGAAAUGAAUAGGUAUGCCGAGGUUCUUGAUCUGUUAGACAACCAGUUAAUGCGGAAUGAGAUCCAUCCCGUUGUGUGCUACAACCACUUCAUUUCUGGUGCUGGUCAUGCUAAGAGGGCAGACAUGGCCAAGGCGAUAUAUGACCGAAUGGAGGCUUCAGGGAUUGAACCAUCAAUAACAAGCAACGUGCUUCUUCUCAUUAGUUAUGUAAGGAGCAAAAAUCUCGGGGGUGCACUUAAUUUUUUUAACCUCGUUCGUCGGAAGAAAACACCUUGUGCCAGGUUAUAUAAUGUAUUUAUAUCUGGCCUAUGUGAAGUUAGGAAGCCUGAGCAGGCAAUGAUGUUCUUUAGGGAAGCAAGGGAUAAUGGUAUAAUCCCAAGCAUGUACUGCUACGAGAAUCUUCUUCUCUUGCUGUGCUCUGUUAGCGAUUAUACCAAUGCUGUAAAGGUUGUUGAUGAUUUCAGAGAAACGGGUCGCCCUGUUUCAGCUUUCUUGACUAAUGUUCUUCUGUUGCACACAUUGAUGGGCCACAAGCUUCUGCAGGCUUUUUUACGUUCAAGAGAUAAAUCAAAGCCUCUAGAACUGAAAGGUGAAGAUAUCCAAGGUCGGAAGGCAGGAAGGCUCUUGAUUGGUGAUCUAGUUGCCUCGUUUGCAAGUGGUAUCAGAAACAUGAGUGACUUAGAGCAUUUGGGAGAGGAGAUGGAAAAGUAUUUUCCUGUUGAUAUUUACACUUAUAACAUGCUGUUACGAGGGUUCUCUAUGGCAGGAAGGAUGGACUCUGCCUGUAGGUUGUAUGAAAGGAUAUGCAGGCAAGGGUAUCAACCAAAUCGAUGGACUUUUGAUACAAUUGUGCAUGGGUUCUGCAAGAAUGGUGACAUAAUUGAAGCUCAGAGGUGGAUGGAUGCAUUGUAUCGAAGUGGUUUCUAUCCCACUUGGUACACUAUGAGGGUAUACAACAAUUUGUUGUUGCGAGCACAAGACAAGAAGAUCAUUUCUUUGUAUGAGUAACGAUAUCUAUUUCAUAUUCGACUGGUGGUCUGCUCUCUGCCUUGAUCCUAUUAUGCAGCUGACACAGGUGUUUACCUGGAUAAAGUUGCUUAUUAACUUUAUCGCCAUGCACAUGGGAUCUACAAAUGGCUUCCCUGACCUUGUGCAGUGCUCCUCGCCCUCAAGAUGAGCACAUCCUCAGAUGCUUAUUGCAGGCAUUCUCUUGGAAGAUCAAAUAUACUCUUCGUAGACAUGUACUCCAAGAUUUAACACUUCUUUUUAAGGAAGCGCAUCUCAUCUAUCAUCACCUGAUGUCUGGGAUGCUUCUGGGAUAUCAGUUUACGUGUAGCAUGGAGUUCUCCUUUGACUUUGAUGUAUCUAUCAGUGGUACUCAAUUUUUGCGAAAAGGUCCUCUAAUGUAAUGGUUAAGACUUCCGAGCAGCACUUAUAGGUCUCGGGUUCGAUCCCUCUUGAGAACGAAUUUCGGGCUUAGCUAAAAAAAAUCUCCUCUAUAUGUCCCAUCCGCUCUCGGAGAUCGAUAUCAAACGCGUCACCCUCCAGCUGGGCCGUUGUAGAGUGGGCAAUUGAUCAGCCCGUUAGUGAUGGAGGGCAGAGUUUGAGGGUUUUCUCGGUCGGGAUCAUGUACUGGGAGAACGGUCUUUCCCUCCUCUGCCGAGUUUUUUUAGUUCUCAUUUUUGCUGUAGAAUUAUACAUUGUGCCUGAAGUUUCAAGGUUCCUGGCAUUCAAUAUUUUGCGAGUGUUUAUUCA
Zea mays is the source of this 3722-nucleotide messenger RNA. RefSeq lists its product as uncharacterized. NCBI's taxonomy places the organism in Eukaryota, Viridiplantae, Streptophyta, Magnoliopsida, Poales, Poaceae. Gene Ontology annotation, molecular function: protein binding; mRNA binding. The record is from RefSeq and is a predicted model, not a curated record. The transcript has 3 exons. The coding region runs from base 234 to 2975 and encodes 913 amino acids.